GUCCCUGGCCGGGCCUCGUAGCCGUACCUCUCGAUCGCUGCAUUUAGUUGGUCUGUUUUGUCUGCGUUUCUGCUUGGAAAGCUUCGAGUUCGUGGUGUUUCUUCUCAGGCUCCGGUAGGCGGUUUCCUUUUCCUUUUUGCUUUUGGAGAGGAGCGUCUCGUUGGUUUCCAUUCUUCCUAGUUUUGUACUACGUACCAUGUUAUUGUACGUCUUCUCGUCUUUUUAUCAUCGUCUCUGUCUUUCCACCGAUUAAAAUUUUGCUGCGAAGAAAAUUGGGUCUUAAAAAAAUGUGCCGCUAGUACUAGUAUCUCGUUGCUCUCGCUGUCGCAACUGCAUCGUUCUGCUGUCGUUGUUGGCUGCAUCGUUCUGCAAUUUGUCUCACCUACCUCUGAGCGCUGAUUAAGUUAAUAUAGCUCGAGCUUUGGCAUCCACAUUCCAUACGUAGAGGAUAGAGCACAAAGCUAUGCGCCUUUUAUACCUUCUCUCACCUCUGAGCUCUGAGGUUUAGUUUGCCACUGUAUGUGACCCCAAAAGUGCAGCCUUUUCAAGGCUUUUGUGCUGAAAGAUUCCUUUUGAUCAUAAUCAUAGAUUUGUACUAAUUAGUUCAGCUCGGUGCAUUUACUUUUAUGUUACCUUCUGAUCUUUGCUACAUUCCACUUUUCCAUCUUGCCUGUUGCUCCGUCACCAUCGUUUCAUAUCGUUGGGCGUGCCGGCUAACUUUCCUUUGGUUUCUAUAAACAACAGCAGGGCCAUGAGCCCAUGAACUGUGCUCCCCUCCCCCUGUGGCCUGGCCUAUGCCUGCAAAAACUCAGCUUUAGGCAUGUGUGUUUUCUCUGAAAGGACCCAUCUUGCUACAGAGAUAUGCUCUGAGUCUGACCUCGUGCCCGAGUUCAAAAUUAGGGCCUGAAACCUUUCAAAAACUGACGCUGAUCCUGAGACCUAGGAGCACCACAAAGCUAUUCAAACUCUUGUUACCUAUAUAUCCACCCGCCACUCCCCUAGUGGAUGGUAGUAGUAGUACUAGCUAACUGUCAUGCUCCUGUCUCUCAGUUAGAUUUCUUUAGGCUUUAUGGAUCUCAGGUACAAGCCUAGUUGGUAAAGUUUCAUUUUCUUCAUGUCCUUGCACUUAUAUCCUUUUCUGCUAUAUUGCCAUGCUCAGAGGUCGCGUUUAUGAUCAGAAGAAGGCAAUGAUCAACUUAUUUGACCUCAGCGCAGGGAUGUCUAGCACAAACAUGCUCACAGAUCGAGCUCGUAUAGAUGGUUCUCCAGCGUGUAGAAGCAGGCAAGAUGCCAAGAGAACAGUUGAUCCUGCUAAAGUUUAUACCAACGAUAAAGUAGGAGCUAGUAACUGGAGCUCAUCCAGAAAUAAAUCAAAUGUGUCUCCAUUGAAUGUGGCGUUAGAAAAGGAGAUGUCCAAGGAAUUGGAAUCAAAGAAGAAGUCACCAAGUGUGGUUGCCAGAUUGAUGGGACUUGAAGAAGAUCUACCUGGUCAAGAGCCAGCAUUACCUUCCACUAAAAGAAAUUUGAAGAAAAGACACCUAAAUGGCAACUUGGUCAAAACAAACAAUCUCCAUCGACAUCAAGAGCAGUACCAUUCCAGUAUGACAACAUGCGACAAACACAUAGGACCCAAAGAAACAGUUGAAUUUAAGGAUGUUUAUGAAGUCAGUGAAGAACCAUUGAGAACAUACCAUUUUCAGGACCAAACUUUUCCUAGGGAAAUGUCUUCCAGGAGCAAGAGAGACAUAAGGAUGGAAAUUGUUCGUCAGAAGUUCAUGGAAGCAAAGCGUCUUGCUACAGAUGAGAAACUCCUGCAUUCAAAGGAGUUUCAAGAAGCUCUUGAGGUUCUAAGUUCUAACAGAGAUUUGUUCCUUAAGUUUCUUGAGGAACCAAACUCUACUUUCUCAAAGCAGCUAGCUGGACUUCACAGAAGCCCAUCACCACCUCAGACAAAGCGUAUUACUGUGUUGAAACCAACUAAAUUUGUUGAGAGCGAUUGCAGAAGGGAAAUCAGAACACACAGAAUAAAUGAAGGAAAUGAACACGUGAUGCGGAGGACACACUGGAGAUCUCAUUCAGCAGAAGAUACCUUAUCCCAGCCAACUAGGAUAGUGGUCCUGAAGCCUAGUCCUGGCAAGCCUAGCAGAACAAUGGCUAGGCUAACAACCGAAGCAGCCCCAGCUCAGUUCGCUGAGCAGAUAGGUUUUUAUGGAGGUUUAGAAGGUCACAAUUACCCAUCAGAUGCUCUACAUCGGCGGGAUGAGUCUUUAUUAUCUUCUGUAUACUCAAAUGGCUAUGGUGGAGAUGAAAGUUCUUUCGGCAGAUCAGAAGUUGACUACAUUGAUGAAGAAGAUAGUAACCUAAGUGACUCGGAGAUCGUUAGCCCAGUACCGCCGCUGCAUUCAUGGGAUCACUUCAAAAGAUACAGCAGUCCUCACUCAGGUUCAACUUUUAGCAGAACAUCUCGGUCGCCCGAGUCAUCUGUGAUCAGGGAAGCUAAAAAACGGCUUUCAGAAAGAUGGGCGUCAGUAGCAUAUAAUGAGAUCAACCAAGAAAAGCUGCAACUACCAAGAAGUUCAAGCACUUUGGGAGAAAUGCUUUCCCUUCGGGGAGUCAAGAAAGAAGCUGGUGGUAUGGGUUCUGUUUCAAGUAGUAGGCCAUGUGAUGCCGAGAAAGAGAUGACCCUGCGAGCUACGUGUAUAACUGUUCUUAGAGAGAACGAAGGAGAUGGGCAGAGCUCUCCAACGACUUUAGCAAGAUCAAAAUCUGUCCCAGUGUCAUCGUCCAUGUUUGAUGACAUAGCACCAAAUGCCCCGUCAUCCAAUUGUGAAGGCUGUAAAACACCAAACUCGGCCACAAGAUCUGAUAAAGCAAAGUCAUCAUUCAAAGGGAGAGUUUCGAGUUUUUUCUUCCCUAAAAAUAAAAGGCAGUCAAAAGAGAAAAUCAUCCCAUCUGCUAGCUUUGAUGGGAAAGUCGAAGUCACUUGUUUUGGCAGCAUGAAACCACAGGGUGGUCAUAAUAUUGGUUCUAUGCCAUUUUGUGAGGACACAGAUGAUAGUUCUGCUACUCAAACAAUAUGUUCUUCAAAAGAUGUUGUUUCUAUUGAAGUACCUAUUUCUUCUGCCUGUCCAAGUGAACAUAUUGAUGGAUCGAGAUCAGGUGGUCUGAAUUGUAGCUGUGAUAAGCCUAGCCCUACUUCAAUUCUUGAUGUAUCAUUUGAAGAUAGCAACCUUAAUGGAUCUGAAUCGUCAAGAAGCAUUCCUUGUAGCAACGAGAGAAUUGCCUUACGAUCCGAUGCAAUUGAAUCUGUCACGCGCUCAUUAUCAUGGGAGGAGGAUAUGAGCUCACCUUCGCCUUUACUUGAUUCGACAAACUUAACCCCAAUCUCAAGCGUGGACGACGAUGAACUUGAAUGUGUUGCCUUUGUACAAAAGAUUGUAUCAUCUGCUGGGCUAGGCGACCUGCGGUUGGAUAUGGUCUUCACAGGCUGGUACUUGCCUGACUGCCCUGUAGACCCUGCAUUGUGCGACAAGCUAUUGGACCGGAAGGAGGAGGCUGCUAAGUCGAGGGAGCGGAGGUCGAACCAAAAGCUUCUUUUCGAUUACGUGAACAUGGCAGUGGUCGAGAUUGGCCAUGACACCUUACUAUGCGCCUACCCCUGGAGGCAGGCGUGCUCCAUGGCCUGGGAGGAGACCCUCUCUCAAGCUUUGGCGGAGGAAGUGCCACACCAUAUGAGGGAUUGGCUCCAUGGAUCAGGAAAGUUUGCAGGAAACGAGAACGACAACGCCGGAACGUUGUUGGAGAGAGUCAUGCGGCAGGAGGUGGAAGGGAGAGGCUGGGUGAAAUCCAUGAGAUGGGAGUUGGAUGAGAUCACAGAGCAGAUUGCAGGAAAUGUGCUGGAUGAAAUAGUGGUAGAAGCAUUGGAUGGUCUCGGGAUUUGUUCUCCGUGGCCAGAAAUGGCCAUGGCAAUACCGAAUCUGUAGUAGUAGCGAUUGCUCUGUGUAUGAGAAAUGAGAACUGCUCUUAAAAUUAUUUUGUGCUGGAAAAAAAAACUCUCGAGCAUCUGCA
Molecule: messenger RNA, 4068 nt
Organism: Zea mays
Lineage: Eukaryota; Viridiplantae; Streptophyta; Magnoliopsida; Poales; Poaceae
Exons: 5
Coding region: 1152-3983 (943 amino acids)
Source: RefSeq, a predicted model, not a curated record